AUGGCCGCCCCCCGAGCAUCCUCAUUCAAAGCCCUGCGCAACCUCCAGCGUACAUCCGCUACGACCCCUGCCAAACGGAGUCUUCACAUUACUGGUGUCCAUGCUUCUCCAAGACCCAUUGAUCCCAACCAUAAGAGCACCUAUGUGCCAUGGUCUCUGCAGGACCUUCGUCAGGAGUGCCAAAAACGAACCCUUUCAGCUUCUGGCACCAAGCACGAGCUCAUUGAUCGACUGGCUGGUCACGACAGUUUGCAGGCGAGAGCAUUCUCCAUUGCUAUGAAACGGAUUGCCGUCGAACAGACGAAGAAACCAGUCUCAGGUCCCUCGGAAACUGCCCCCCAACGACACUUCAAUACCUCCCGCUCACUCAAGGCCGUGGGUGACACAUCCACCAUCGACUUUGCUUACCUCCCCAAGCUACACGAAGAAUCUUGGAGACCCAGCCCUCCGUCAAUCCGUGUUCCUAUCCUACCUUACAUCCAAUCCGAGCAGGCCGAAGCCAUCUUGGAGAGGCACCCGGAACUUGACGCUGCUGCUGGAGGGUAUCAAGAUACUCAAGGUUAUGAGACGAUUAUGAAGCCACAAAUCUUCAGCGUGGGGGAUGUCGCUGGCGGACCGGCAAGUGCCAUGAGUGAUGUGCACGAUGGCCAUCAUCCCACUGAAUUGUCGGUGGAGAUGCUCACAGCUCUCACGGAGACGGUGGGCAAGAGUGCUCGCCAAUUUGUGGACAUGGUCAAAGAUAAGGACCAGGCGACGAUCCGCAAGAUCUGGACUGGGUUCCUUGACGAUCUCUUCGGUCAACAGGGCAAGACAGCCAAGCCAUAA
Molecule: messenger RNA, 825 nt
Organism: Fonsecaea monophora
Lineage: Eukaryota; Fungi; Ascomycota; Eurotiomycetes; Chaetothyriales; Herpotrichiellaceae
Exons: 2
Coding region: 1-825 (274 amino acids)
Source: RefSeq, a predicted model, not a curated record